AUGUUUCAGUCGAAAGAAUUCAACAAACAACUCUACCAGCUCAUGAUCGAAGACUCGACCAAUGAAUUAAUACAUAAUGAAAAGCUAAAACUGUAUAUUUCGAUGAAGAGUGAGGUCAUCUUCACCGCUUGUGGAUUAUUUAACUUGGAUUAUACUUUGUUGUUCUCGAUGAUCUCCUCUGCUACGACUUACUUGGUCAUCUUGAUCCAGUUCGGCCACAUUGAAAACAUGGACCAUCAGCCACUGUCAACAUUAAUGCAUAACAUAACCUACACCAAUAUCUCUACACCAAUACCCAUCUCUAUCACUUCUUAA
Nezara viridula (southern green stink bug) is the source of this 315-nucleotide messenger RNA. NCBI's taxonomy places the organism in Eukaryota, Metazoa, Arthropoda, Insecta, Hemiptera, Pentatomidae. The record is from the annotation of a GenBank genome assembly.